CUCAACAAACAUGGCGGACGCUUUUGGAGACGGUUUGUUCAGCGUGUUUGACGAAGAGCAACAAAGUGCUGCGAUCAAGAAGGCGCCCGCAGGAGUCGACACAGAAACGAGGAAAGUCGCUGGUAAAAAUGACAAGAAUGCAGAGUCACCUGUCCAAGUCAAGAGGGAGGCAGGUGGCGAUGAAGAAGAGGUGGUUUUUCCAAAGAAACGUCGACAUGAGACCCCCGCUACUGAUCUAAAUCUUUCAGAAUUUAUACCCCAAGUGAGAGUGGAGCAGGUGGACACUGUGGAGGGAUGCUCCCAUGAGGUCGCUCUGCCUGCUGGUGAGGAGUUUAAACCGCUGAAGCCAAGAGUUGGGAAAGCAGCUAAGGACUACCCUUUUGUACUUGAUCCUUUCCAGCGUGAGGCCAUCUUAUGCAUUGAAAACAACCAAUCUGUUCUUGUGUCUGCACACACCUCUGCUGGCAAGACUGUUUGUGCUGAGUAUGCUAUAGCACUGGCUCUCAGAGAGAAGCAGAGAGUCAUCUUCACCAGCCCCAUCAAGGCCCUCUCCAACCAGAAGUACAGAGAGAUGUAUGAAGAGUUCCAGGAUGUGGGACUGAUGACUGGGGACGUCACCAUCAACCCCACUGCCUCUUGCCUCGUCAUGACAACAGAGAUCCUGAGAAGUAUGCUGUACCGAGGCUCAGAAAUCAUGAGGGAAGUGGCGUGGGUCGUCUUUGAUGAGAUCCAUUACAUGAGAGAUUCAGAGCGAGGUGUGGUUUGGGAGGAGACCAUCAUUCUCCUUCCCGACAACGUUCAUUACGUAUUCCUUUCUGCCACCAUCCCCAACGCCAAACAGUUUGCCGAGUGGAUCUGUCAUCUACAUAAGCAGCCAUGCCAUGUGGUCUACACAGAGUACCGUCCCACUCCGCUGCAACACUACAUUUUUCCAGCAGGGGGCGAUGGACUCCACUUGGUGGUUGAUGAGAAUGGUGACUUCAGGGAAGACAAUUUCAACACAGCCAUGCAAGUGCUGCGAGAUGUUAAGGAUAGUGGCGGCAGCAGCCAGGGCGGCAGGUGGGACCCGAGGGGACGAAAAGGAGGCACUAGAGGUCCAUCCAGUGUUUUCAAGAUAGUGAAGAUGAUAAUGGAGAGGAACUUCCAGCCUGUUAUCAUUUUCAGCUUUAGCAAAAAGGAGUGUGAGGCCUACGCACUGCAGGUGGCCAAACUGGACUUCCACGGUGAGGAAGAGAAACGUCUGGUGGAAGAGGUUUUCAACAAUGCAGUGGACUGUCUUUCAGAUGAGGACAAGAAGCUGCCUCAGGUUGAGCAUGUGCUGCCACUGUUGAAGAGGGGAAUUGGAAUCCAUCAUGGAGGCCUCCUGCCCAUCCUGAAAGAGACUAUGGAGAUCCUUUUCUCUGAAGGCCUGAUCAAGGCCUUGUUUGCCACCGAGACAUUUGCCAUGGGGAUCAACAUGCCAGCUCGCACCGUGCUCUUCACCAGUGCACGCAAGUUUGAUGGGAAGAGUCACCGCUUUAUCACAUCAGGUGAGUACAUUCAGAUGUCUGGGCGUGCUGGAAGAAGAGGAAUGGAUGAGCGGGGAAUUGUUAUUUUCAUGGUGGAUGAGAAGAUGAAUCCAGCUGUGGGCAAAGAGCUACUGAAGGGCACAGCAGACCCUUUGAACAGUGCUUUCCAUCUGACCUACAACAUGGUGCUCAAUCUGCUGCGUGUGGAGGAGAUCAAUCCAGAAUACAUGCUGGAGAAAUCCUUCUACCAGUUCCAGCACUACAGGGCGUUACCCGGUGUAGUAGAGAAAAUUAAGAAAUAUGAGGAGCAGUACCAGACCAUUGAAAUUCCUAAUGAGGAGAGCGCGAUCACUUACUUUAAGAUCAGGCAGCAGUUGGCCAAACUGGGUAAAGAGAUACAAGAGUUCAUCCACAAACCCAAAUACUGCCUGCCCUUCCUGCAGCCGGGGCGACUUGUCCAGGUGAAAAAUGAAGAUACUGACUUUGGCUGGGGAGUUGUUAUAAACUUUUUCAAGAAAACUAAUGUGAAGGCCACCACAGAGUCAGAGCCACUGUAUGUGGUGGAUGUUUUGCUCUGUUGUAGUAAAGACAGCCUAAAACACUCUGCAACUGAAGCUGCAAAACCUGCUGGACCAGGGGAGACCGGAGAAAUGCAGGUGGUUCCAGUGAUGCUCCAUCUUCUCACCUCCAUGAGCUCAGUUCGUCUUUACAUCCCUAAAGACCUGAGAACGUUUGAUAACAGACAGCUCAUGCUCAAGUCUAUACAGGAGGUGCAGAAGCGUUUUCCAGAUGGCGUUCCUUUACUUGACCCAAUAGAUGACAUGGGCAUCAAAGACCCUGCUCUGAAGAAGGUCAUUCAGAAGGUGGAGGCCUUUGAGCAUCGCAUGUACACCCACACCCUGCACAGUGACCCCAACCUGGAAUCCGUCUAUUCUCUUUGCGAGAAGAAAGCAACUAUUGCUGCAGAAGUUCGAACAGCUAAACAGGAGCUGAAGAAAGCUCGGACUGUCCUGCAGAUGGAUGAGCUGAAAUGCAGGAAGAGAGUUCUGCGAAGACUUGGCUUCGCCAGUCCCUCUGACGUUAUUGAGAUGAAAGGGCGGGUCGCCUGUGAAAUCAGCAGUGGUGAUGAGCUCCUGUUAACGGAGAUGAUGUUUAACGGCCUCUUUAACGACCUGUCAGCGGAGCAAGCCACCUCCCUGCUGUCCUGCUUCGUCUUCCAGGAGAACGCCAGUGAGAUGCCAAAGCUAACUGAGCAACUGGCUGCGCCGCUCAGACAAAUGCAGGAGUGUGCGAAGCGUAUUGCUAAAGUAUCUACAGACGCCAAGCUGGAGUUGGACGAGGAGAUGUACCUAAACCAGUUCAAACCUCACCUGAUGGAUGUGGUUUUCGCCUGGGCCAACGGGGCCACCUUUGCACAGAUCUGCAAGAUGACGGAUGUCUUUGAAGGAAGCAUCAUCCGCUGCUUUCGGCGUCUGGAGGAAUUGCUGCGACAAAUGUGUUCUGCAGCCAAAGCCAUCGGCAACACUGAACUGGAGAACAAGUUUGCAGAAGGAAUCACGAAGAUAAAGAGAGACAUUGUCUUUGCUGCCAGUCUAUAUUUAUAGACCGUCAUGAGCUGCAACCACCCCCCAUGUUUGAGUGACUUUCAAUGGGAACACUUUGUUCUUUUUCUUUUUUUUUAUUGAAUAUAUUUAGCCUUCUCGUGUAUUGUCUUAGUCAUAUGUUGAACAUUUCAAUGGGGACACUUUAAAAAAAAAAAUUGAAUAUAUUAACCCUUCUCACUGCAUCGUUUUAGUCAUAUGUUCAACAAUCAUGCUUUUAAUUUAGAUUUUAUUUCCGUGGGCAAUCGAUGCAUAAUAGUACAGUAAAUACUUGCUCCAUACGUGUUCAUGGUCAUAAGUAAAAUGGCUUUAUUUUUCCUCAACAACAUUUGUACAUAUUUACUGUUAUUUUUCAAUACAAGUCUGUAUGAUCACUUGUUAAAAUACAGAUUAUACAAAAGCA
Cololabis saira (Pacific saury) is the source of this 3512-nucleotide messenger RNA. It is a transcript of the gene mtrex, whose product is annotated as Mtr4 exosome RNA helicase. Gene Ontology annotation, biological process: RNA catabolic process; maturation of 5.8S rRNA. Bases 11 to 3112 code for a protein of 1033 amino acids. Gene Ontology annotation, cellular component: nucleus. The record is from RefSeq and is a predicted model, not a curated record. The transcript is spliced from 27 exons. Gene Ontology annotation, molecular function: RNA binding; RNA helicase activity; ATP binding. Lineage: Eukaryota; Metazoa; Chordata; Actinopteri; Beloniformes; Belonidae.